CCACCACAUACUUAUCUCGGGCUAUCUUACGCGCCAUCUUAGCUCAGGACAUACAUAUCACACAUCUCAGAGCGACAAUGCCCAAAAGAAAGGCGUCGACGCUGGAAGAGGCACAAGCCAGCAAACAAUCACGAUCGAACAGGACGCAGCAGCAGAGCAUCUACACUUUCAGCAGCGUGUCGAAGCCUGUCGCGCAAGCCAACGAAGGCAAAAAGAGAAAGACGGUGCAUAAACGGGUAGCCACACCGCCUCCACCAUCACCAGCGCCCGUCGUCAAAGCUGCUGCCAUCAAGUCAGUAGCUCCCAAGCGAAAACGCGAUAUCGUCCCGGACAGCGACAGUGAAGAUGGGAUUGUGGUAGUGCAGUCUGCAAACUUGACGGCGCCAGCGCAAUCGAAGCCAAAGUCGACUCCACGGCACAAGCGCGUCAAAAAUGCUGUGCCUCCCACUCCUGUGGAGACGCCGAGCAAGAGCGCCGCCCGCUUGUUCGACAAUCUGAACAUCAAGACCAAUGCGCGGCCCAUUCCCAUUGCUCUACCGAAGAAGCAGCUCGACUACGACACGCCUCCUGAGACGCCCGACGAAGAGACAGAGCUGGACUUUUCCAUGCCCUCGGAAGUGGAAGAUCUACAGGAUCUAUACGCAUCUUUCCUGGCAGCACUCUCAAUGCACUACUCUCACAACGGCACGUCGAUCGCCCCACAGAUCUUGCUCCUUCUGCCCACGAUCACGAAACACUGGAAGAAGCGCAAUGUUACCCAGCUCGACUUGCAACGCGUCCUUGCCAUUGUACCAAAACAACACCGCGACUUUGUUCUGGAGGACCAUGGAAGAGGAGGAAUUCGGCUUGCACGCUUACAAUCUCGAGGACGCGGUCUGAAGCGUGCAGCGAGCUACAUCGACGAAGAGGAGGCGAACAAUGUAUUCGGAGAUGCGCUGGACAAGAUGUGGCAUCAAUGGCAAGCGAGCACAGCCAAGGAGAACAGAACAGCAGCUAGGUUCCUCGACCAUCUGCCACUGCUAGAAAUCAUCCAGUGUGAAUCCACGCAAAAGACUUCUGCAUUAUUUGCACGUGGCGAGCAACGGUUGGCAGAUCUCAAAGCUGGACAAGCCGCCAAGGUCGAGUCGAAGACUGCACAAGCCGAGACGACCGUGCAAAGAUCCGCUCAAUCGACUGCAUCUCGUAGCACAGCACUCCUCGAUCGUAUCAUUGCGAAACAAAACCUAGCAUCCAAACUUCCCUCUGGACCGACCAAAGCCGAACUUGAACGCAAAUCCGCUCUUCAACGCAUCGAAGACAUUGCUCGUGUCCUCUCGCUCAUGUGCGGCAUGAAAGAACGCAGCAGUUUCAGCAGGCAAGCAGUCACACAACAACUCCAGCAGAGUCUUCGUAAUCCCAUCAGUACUGUGGAAGUCUGGAGGUGUAUAACACUGAUGGCUUCCGAGAUCUCACCCGAGUUUGUAAAGGUCGUGCAGAGCGGAGAAGUGCAGGGCGUGAUUGUGAUACGGGAUGGGAAUGUUGGACUCGCAGAUUUGAGGGCUCGAGUGCAAAAGGCGUGCGAGAGUGAGAAAUAGAUCAUGAUCAUGGACCAUUUUAUCAUGAAUGCAUCAAAAUUACGAUUUCCC
Molecule: messenger RNA, 1625 nt
Organism: Sphaerulina musiva SO2202
Lineage: Eukaryota; Fungi; Ascomycota; Dothideomycetes; Mycosphaerellales; Mycosphaerellaceae
Exons: 1
Coding region: 78-1574 (498 amino acids)
Source: RefSeq, a predicted model, not a curated record